Messenger RNA from Solenopsis invicta (red fire ant), 3438 nucleotides. RefSeq names its product partitioning defective 3 homolog. The record is from RefSeq and is a predicted model, not a curated record. Gene Ontology annotation, molecular function: phosphatidylinositol binding; protein binding. Lineage: Eukaryota; Metazoa; Arthropoda; Insecta; Hymenoptera; Formicidae. Gene Ontology annotation, biological process: establishment of cell polarity; establishment of centrosome localization; intracellular protein localization. The transcript has a single exon. Bases 453 to 3338 code for a protein of 961 amino acids. Gene Ontology annotation, cellular component: adherens junction; apical plasma membrane; cell cortex.
AUGUCGUAAUGGCGAGUGCGUCUAUUCCACAUAUUUGAUGUCGCGAUAAAGUUAGGGCGUACGCGUCCACCUUAUCGGUUAUCUUGCCGCGACUCCAACGCUCGCGGGCUUCUCGGCGAGCCGUCGUGUCCCUCCAGGCUCGGCCCUCGAACGCGAAACGCGACCGUAUCAUUGCCAAAGGUCGCGACGUGCCGACGCGCCGCGUACGUGAAUCAUAUCCCCGAGAUAUGGAGAGGUGCGACUCCAAUAACACGCGAUAAUCGCGUCGCCCACGUCGAUCCCACGACACACGCUACAUUCCGAAGCACGUGCGACGGCAUAUCGCACGCCUCGCCGACGAACGGGCGAACAAGAAAGUUUGGCGUGAUCUCGCCAUUGACGCGUAAAUCCUUGAUACAUAUCCGCGUGUGCUUCGCGCAUUUCUUCGCGUGUAAUAUGAAAUCGGAGCAAGUAUGAAAGUAACCGUGUGCUUCGACAACGUCAGGGUGGUGGUCCCGUGCGGAGAUGGAACCUUGCUGGUCAAGGAUCUGAUGCACGAGGCCAUCCUGAGAUACAAAAAGGCCACUGGCAAGAGUGAUAACACUCUGACCAUCAACAGCCUGUCCUCCCUGACUGGAGGCGGCCUGCUGGACCCGGACGACAGAUUGUGCGACGUAGCCGACGACAGAGAGCAGAUCGUGGCUCAUUUCGCCAGCUCCGAUGUCAAUCACGUUGGUGGGGAUGGCGCAAGCUCGGUUGGCACCAACAGUCCCGACUUUUUCCAUAGAGACGGCAAGGAGCAAGCUUAUUCUGAUAUCCAUUCCUCAAUGUCCACUAGUAUUAAGAGAGAAAGCACCAAGCGUUUGUCGAUGCACGCAUUGUCUACGAGGGAGCCUUCUCUCACAACGUACUCUGCUCAAUCCCUACCCAGGGAGUCCCGACGUAGGGAACCUUUAGGUCAAGAUUCCAAGGCUUUAUAUGAAUUUGGUAAUAACAUUGAAUCUAGAAAUCAAGAGGUGCGAGAGAUAGUGAUAAAAAAUGAGGCAGGGCCACUGGGACUCCACGUGGUGCCAUGUUACGACUUACUAGGCAACGAUCAAGGACUCAGGGUUGAAGGUAUCGAACCGAAUGGCCGCAUUGCCAGGGACGGGCAAAUCGACUUGCAUGACAAUAUUAUAAAAAUCAAUGGUCACAAUUUGUUGCACAUACCAUUUUCCAAGGUCCAAGAGAUCUUUAGGACAUGCAUGAAUGAUCCUUGUUUAAAAAUAUCUGUUGUUAAACAUAAGAAGAAGGCGAGGAGCGAGAAAUCUUUGCAUAAAAAUCAUGGAAACACCAGCGGUGGAUCGGAGAAGACAGAAGGCGACGAGAACGUUAAAAGACUCCAAUGUAGCAACUACAAUCUUCUGCAGACUGCAAACACUAGAAAAAUUGGACGGAUGAUAGAAAUAGAAUUAGUAAAAGGGAGUAAUGGCUUAGGAUUCAGUGUCACCACACGUGAUAAUCCUGCUGGAGGACACUGUCCCAUAUAUAUUAAAAAUAUCUUACCAAAAGGUGCUGCGGUGGAAGAUGGCAGAUUGAGACCAGGUGAUAGGUUGCUAGAGGUAAAUAAUAAGGAAAUGACUGGCAAAAGCCAGUCGGAAGUCGUGGCACUGCUCAGAAGUAUUCCUGCUGGUGGUAAAGUAAGGAUGAUGGUAUCGCGUCAAGAGGAGAUUUCUUCAAACAUUCCAGAUUCUCAGGGUAUAGCGACAUCUGCUCCCCCAGCUGCUGAAGUAAUGGAUAAUUCGAAAUACUGGAAUGCAUUAAAUAGAUCACCGACGAAAAAGAAUGAGAUACAUGAUAAAGUGAACACUCAGAGUUAUGAGAAGUGCACGUAUAAACCGGUUAAAGCUUCCGAGGAAGUCGUCUUAUCUCCACGGAAGAAUCGCGUGAUAAUGAACUUAGAUAUACCGGUACACGAUUCCGAGAAGGCUGGUCUAGGCGUCAGUGUUAAAGGCAAGACCAACAGUUCCGAUGAUAACACCAAUAUGGACUUAGGUAUUUUUAUAAAGAGUGUUAUCCACGGGGGUGCAGCAUCCAGGGACGGUCGCUUGCGGACCAAUGAUCAAUUGCUCAGAGUUAACGGCGUAUCUUUGCUGGGAUUGUCUAAUGCUGACGCGAUGGAGACUUUAAGGAGGGCGAUGCUCAACACAGACAGCUCAUUAACUGGUGUGAUUAAUCUUAUAAUAGCUAGGAGGGUGUCAUCAUAUGACACAAGUGAGAAAAAUACUGUAGAUAAUUUACAAUCUCACCAUAAGCCGGAAUCCAUUAGCAGCAUAUACAUAUCAGAUUCUACGAAAAUGAAUGAGGGUAUAGUCAAAGAGAAAAACACUUUGAAUUCUCAAACCGACGUAUUGGAUAAUGGAGGAUUAUUGUCUUGCGUAACAGCUUCACCAUGGAAUCCUGUCAUUGAUAGACUAACGGAGCAAUAUAGCAAGAAUAGCUUGAGGAACGAAAGUUAUUGCCUUGCUACCAAUAAGACAUGGAUAGAGCCUAUCAAUAAUGUAAAGAAAAUUAUAGGAUCGCGCGAUGAUCGAAUUGAAGCAGUAUUGUUAGAAGAAUCUAAUAAUGACGGUUCUCAAGGAAACGACGUCAAACGAAAUACCGAGGAUAAGGACAGCCAGUAUUCCGGAGAUCCUACGUACGACAGUCAGUUAUCUUUGGAAGAAUUGAAUUCUUCGUCAAAUAAGUUUUCUCGCGAUGCUCUUGGCAGACAGAGCAUGUCUGAGAAACGACACGCUGCGCUUGAUGCAAAAAACACGGAUACUUAUAAGAGAAAUAAAAAGUUGCGUGAAGGUAGAGAAAAUAAGAACGCGGAGCAAACCAACCAGAAAUCGAUCAACCAGACGAGUAAUCACUCAAGCGACUUGGGAGAUUAUUCGAAGAGGAGCGGCAAAUCGAACAACUUUGAGAAACAUACAAGUAAAGGAGCCUUAGCUGGAAAUACAAGUACCGAUAAUAAUGUGAAACACUAUGAAAAGUCUGUUGAUGUUGCUCAAUCAGAAUAUAUGUACACUAUACCCGGAUGCAACAAUAAGUUUCUUUCGCCGAAGAAGCAUUGGCUCGUAGACGAUGUGCAUAGCGAAGUUACGAGUAGCAAUAAUAUCAAAGACGAACGAGAAGGUUUCUCGAACAGUCGCGGGGAUGUAAAACAGGCUUCUCUCAAUUCAGCAUUAGAUGAUCGAUAUAAGCGGAAGAAAAACGGCCUUCGAUCGAUACUCCGAUUGAAUAGGAAUAGAAAAUCACUUAAUUUUGGAGACAGUAUAGAAGCAAGGCACGAAACUAGUAAUUACUGCAGCGGAAGGAUCAGUUAUAUCGCAUAAAUGCAAAGACAAUAUAAAUGCAAAAAUUCUACAUAAGUAAAUUAUAUAUACAUAUACACAUCACGCAUCUGCAAAUAUAUACACAUUUUUGCAUAUAUAU